AUCAAAGACAAAGAAAUCCAAACCCAUCAAACUCGUCAAAUAGGAACCUUCCUCUUCCUUUCCCUUUCCUUCUUCUCUCGCUUCUCACCGAUAAAUCCCUUGCCAACCACUCUCUCUUUCUCAUUUCUCCCAUACCCUUAAUUUCUUUCUCUAUCUUUCAUGGAUGACUACACAGACUUACCCAGGAAACACAUUAAUUAUGCUGUUAAUGGCAAAGUAAUGCUCUGCACAGGCAUCGUUCUCUUUGUAGCAUUACUUAUCAUACUCUGCUUCCACAACUACACUCGUAUCUUGUUCCGCAACCGCCGUCUCCGUUACAUCCGCCGUCGUGCUCAGCACUUGCUCUCCAUUUCCACUGCUACUCCGACCACCGUUGCUCCCAAAGGUUUGGAUCCUUCUGUCAUUAAAACGAUCCCUACUUUUAUUUACUCCGCCAAAGCCAAUCAUUUCCCUCCACUUGAAUGCGCCGUUUGCUUGGCCGAGUUCGAGAACGACGAGGAAGCCCGCGUUUUGCCUAAGUGUAAUCACACCUUCCACGUUGAUUGCAUCGACAUGUGGUUUUAUAGUCACUCUAACUGUCCACUCUGCAGAGCUCCGGUCCAAGCUGAUACUCUGGUCAAUCCACCUAAAACAUUAGACCAGACCGUUUUUCCGGUAGCUGAAGCAGCCAGUUCAGAGCCUCCAAGAGAAGAUAUUGAAAUGAAUAGCUCUUCAGCGGCUGCUUCGUCUUCUUCGUCUUCGCCGUCGUCAUUGAAGCCGGAGAGUUGCCCCAUGAAAACAUCGGAGCUACUAGGGCUGGGAAUUCUUGUAGAGGUCGCCACUGGAGAAGACAGAUUAACGAGUGUUGCGGAUGCGGGUUCGGGUUCGGGUGAUCGGAUUCUGAGUCUGAAGAGGAUUUGGGUAGGACAGGAGUAGUAAAAUCUAAAAAAAAAAAUGUACACAAAAAAUGCAUAUUCCGGUAUCUCUGGUAAGAGAGGAAAGAAACAAGACUUGCCGUUAGAAAAGACGCAGUUCUUGAGGA
Theobroma cacao (cacao) is the source of this 1021-nucleotide messenger RNA. RefSeq names its product RING-H2 finger protein ATL5. NCBI's taxonomy places the organism in Eukaryota, Viridiplantae, Streptophyta, Magnoliopsida, Malvales, Malvaceae. The record is from RefSeq and is a predicted model, not a curated record. Gene Ontology annotation, molecular function: transferase activity. Gene Ontology annotation, biological process: protein ubiquitination.